AUGAUAGGCCCAUCAAUUCCCAAGGAUAUAUUAGAAAAGAGGAGGAAACAAAGCGAUAAGAAAAACACCGAAAAUGACAGUAGUGAUGAAAGUGACGAUGAGAUUGUAGGACCACUGUUACCGGAGACCAUUUACAACAAGAGCAUUAAUCUGGAACAAAUAGCGGAUAAGAAAGAAGAAAAGAAAGCUCAACAUGACGACUCUAAGACUGUUGAAGCACAGACGCUUCAUAUGGAACAAAAUAACCUAUCGCAAUACCCAAUACGAGAAAGGCAAACUCUAUUAUCAAAGCACAGAGCCAAAAAUACGGGUAAGAAUAAGGUUACCAAAUUUGACAGUAAGGAAAACCUCAAUAGUGAGAUAAGGAAAGAGAUACUACGAAAGUUAGACCAAAACGGUGGCUUGGAAGGAAAAUUCACUAGGGGUUCAUAG
Messenger RNA from Debaryomyces fabryi, 432 nucleotides. RefSeq lists its product as uncharacterized. The transcript has a single exon. The coding region runs from base 1 to 432 and encodes 143 amino acids. The record is from RefSeq and is a predicted model, not a curated record. NCBI's taxonomy places the organism in Eukaryota, Fungi, Ascomycota, Pichiomycetes, Serinales, Debaryomycetaceae.